Molecule: messenger RNA, 582 nt
Organism: Cooperia oncophora
Lineage: Eukaryota; Metazoa; Nematoda; Chromadorea; Rhabditida; Trichostrongylidae
Source: the annotation of a GenBank genome assembly
AUGAACUCACUGACUGGCAAAUGGACUGCUGAUAAGGUCUUUCAAAUUGAUGCAAUACAGGCAAGUAUUCCCAUGGUGGAGAACUGGCUGGCGUCCGAGAUGCCGGCACUUCUUACAGAUCUUGUUAUAUCGAUGGACGACAAGUUCGCCUAUGUGGCCGGAUGGUUACAUGGAUGUGUAUGGCAGCUUGACAUUUCCGACCCGUUCCGAACUACAGUACAGAACGUGGUGGUACUUGGUGGUCUUCUGGGAGGUGGCACAGAUGCGGCAGUCAAAUCUCCGGCAGGGAUUCAAGGGGAUAAAACGCACAGGUUCGCUAUUGUCAAUGCAGAGCGGCGACCGGAGACGACAUUGGUUGGUGGAAAGACUUUCCGCGGUGGACCGGCGUUUCUUCAGUUGAGUCUUGACGGAAAACGACUAUAUGUCAGCAACUCCUUCUACAAACAAUGGGACUCUCAGUUCUAUCCGGAUCUCAUCGCGAAUGGAGGCCAAGUAGUAAGGAUCGAUAUCGAUGAGGAGAUGCAGAUCUCUGAUACGUUCCUGAUUGAUUUGAAGGUGGGGUUACGCAGUGAUAUGGAUUGA